CUUUAUGCACGUGGGUCAAAUAUAAUACGUUUCCAUGAUUAUUUUUAUGUACAUUUUUUUGUUGUUCUACGUUUUGUUCGGAAACGAGUUGGGUCAAAUAAAAUAUGUUUUCACUAAGCGUAAUAAAUUCAAGUUACUUUACGUUUCGACUCCGUCGCAACGCAUGCUACCAUUCUUCAACGUAAAAAACACUAUUUCUUACGCAGUGGCGAAGCUUGAGAUUUCCGACUGGAGGUGUGUAAGUCACCGGACCUAAAAAUUUCUAUAAAACUGGGGGAUCGAAAACGUAUAUACCCAAAAAAAUUUAUACGAAAACUACAUACUCUCUACUAGUAAGCGAAAAGUUCGGGGGGUCGGCCGCCCCCUCCCGCCCCUUAAAAGCUUCGCCCAUGUUCUUACGUGCGUAUUUUUAAGUUUUGUGUUAAAAAUCCAAGUUGGUUUACGUUUUGACGUAAAUUUUCUCGAUUAUGAGUCAGGUAAAAUAUAAUACGUUUUCGUGCAUAUAUCCAUGUGUGUUUUCAAUCGUUCUACGUUUUAAUGUAAAUUUGUUAGAAAACGAGUAGGGGCAAAUAUUUGAUACUAUAAGUUCAACUUACUUUAUAUUUUGCCGCCAUCGCACCGGUGCGACGAGUCAAAAUUCUAGUUCAAAUUUAUAUGUGCAUCAUAUUGAACCUUUUUAAAAGAACAUAUAUUUAAAUUGUACGUAGCAUUUGAGAUGUUACAAGAAGAUUGAUUAAGAUAUAUAAAAAAUAUUACCACUCAAUUUUCGAACGAUUUUGUUUCUAAGCGUUUCUAAAAGAAGCUAGUCCGCUUCCGCUCUAUUCACUCAAUCUCACACUCCACGUGUCAUUCCAUCCAACGGCUGCACAUCCACCGUUGAUUUAGUUAUAUAACAUCACCACUUCUCUUCUUCCUUAUCACUUAUCAGUCAAAACUGUUAUCCGUUUCCGUUGUUUCCCCCUUUUCCACUCUCUCUCUCUCUCUCUCUCUUACUUUCUCUCUCUAAAAACCAUGCUUCUCAGAGCUCCACCGACUAUCUUCUUGCGGACCGGCUCCGGCGAGAACUUCAGUGGAACUCUGAUCUCAUCGGCUCCCUCGACCAUCGUUUGCGCAGCGGCCAAAGGCGGUUCUUCCAACAGUAAGCCGAUCACAGGCGUUGUGUUUGAACCGUUUGAAGAAGUCAAAAAGGAGCUCAAUCUUGUCCCUACGGUUCCUCAACAGUCUCUUGCUCGUCAAAAGUACGCUGAUGAAUCCGAAGCCGCCAUCAAUGAACAGAUCAAUGUUGAGUACAAUGUUUCAUACGUGUACCAUGCUAUGUAUGCCUACUUUGAUAGGGACAAUGUUGCUCUCAAGGGGUUAGCCAAAUUCUUUAAGGAGUCCAGUGAAGAAGAAAGGGAACAUGCGGAGAAGCUUAUGGAAUACCAGAACAAACGUGGUGGGAAGGUGAAGCUGCAAUCUAUUUUAAUGCCCUUGUCAGAGUUUGAUCAUGCUGAGAAAGGAGACGCACUAUAUGCAAUGGAGCUUGCAUUGUCAUUGGAGAAACUAACAAAUGAGAAACUUCUACACUUGCACGCGGUGGCCAACAAGAAGAAUGAUGUGCAAUUAGCUGAUUUUGUUGAAAGCGAAUUCUUGGGUGAACAGGUUGAGGCGAUUAAAAAGAUAUCUGAAUAUGUUGCUCAACUGAGAAGAGUCGGCAAAGGACAUGGAGUUUGGCAUUUUGAUCAAGCGCUUCUUAACGAUGGUGCUGCUGUUUGAACAAUUAUGAAGGUUUUUUGGGGUUGUUUCGGAUGAGGGAUUAGUUGCUAUUAACAUUUUGGUUUGUUCUACACCAGAAUUGCAAUAUGGAGACUGUAUAGUUCUUUAUUUCCCUAAAUGCUUUGAUAAUCUUGACGCUAUUUUGGUUCAAUUGUAAGAACGCCAGAUUUGGGUUCGUAAUCUGUGGUUAUAUAUUGGAAUUUGAAUAAUAUGAACCAUGAAAAUUGAGGCUUAUGUAUCAUGGUCAGGCUUAUGUAACAUUAUUGGUUUGUUCUACACCAGAAUUUCAAUAAAGAAUAGGUAUUAAAACA
Helianthus annuus (common sunflower) is the source of this 2066-nucleotide messenger RNA. Its product is annotated as ferritin-2, chloroplastic. The record is from RefSeq and is a predicted model, not a curated record. NCBI's taxonomy places the organism in Eukaryota, Viridiplantae, Streptophyta, Magnoliopsida, Asterales, Asteraceae. Gene Ontology annotation, biological process: intracellular iron ion homeostasis; iron ion transport. Gene Ontology annotation, cellular component: cytoplasm. The coding region runs from base 1012 to 1755 and encodes 247 amino acids. Gene Ontology annotation, molecular function: ferric iron binding; ferrous iron binding. The transcript has 8 exons.